This is a messenger RNA of Stylonychia lemnae, 978 nucleotides long. Lineage: Eukaryota; Ciliophora; Spirotrichea; Sporadotrichida; Oxytrichidae. The record is from the annotation of a GenBank genome assembly.
AUGAAGUUAAGCAAGCAGGAAAUUUUUUUGAUUUUAGUCGUGCUUGGAUUGAGUCAGGCGUAGACUAUUACAGAGAAAGAAGAAAAUAGUUUCUCUUGUGAAAAAAUUCUAAAUGCUGAGAGGGACUAGGAUGCUUCAGAUAUUUUCAUCGAUUAUUACAAUAAGACUGAAGAUCUAAACACUUUGUCAAUUUCAUAAGAUUACUCCUUAAAUAUUAUUACUCUCAACACCCAGAUCAAGUUGAAAGUAAAUCCAAUGAUUAUUAACAGAUUAGAGGCUGAAAUUGCAGUAAAAAGUGCAAUAACAUAAGUCUAGAAUAAGCAAGAUGAAAUAUUCAAGUUGUUCGAGGGAAAGACUAAAAGAACACUGACUAUUUCUCCAGCUUUUGAAUGGGCGUAGAGUAUAGAUCAAAUAUUUAUAAACGCUAAAUUUGCACACAGAAUGAAUGCACCUGGAUGUUUAGAUACUUAUGAUCACAACAUUACAUUCACUAACGACACUCUCAAUAUGACAGUACUAUGCAGUCAUGAAAACCUUGCCAAAAAGUACCAAUUAGUCAUCAAAUUUUAUGGUGAAAUUGAUCCAAACAAUUCAACCUAUGAAUUUAACUCAGUAGGAAGAAUCUCCUUUAAACUUUGGAAAAAAUUUAGUGGAAGGUGGGAUAGACUGCUGAAUUCAAAAAAGAAAGAAUUCAAAAAUAUGCAAACAUGGUGGGACAUGCAAGAUCAGUUAGACCCUGAGCUCAAUAAACAUAAAUCAAUGGACGACUCACAAGUUGAGGGAUUGCAGGAUUGGAUUUCAUCUAAUAGGAUUAGAGAAAAGGAGACAUUCGAAAAUCUUAAGAAGGAAUCUAAAAAGGUAAAUUUUAAACAGUAUUAAUUAAGUUCAUAGAGAUAAAAGAAGGAUAAACUGUAGCAAAAAGCAGAAGUUAAAAGCAAUGGAAUAUGGGAUUACCCACCUUUCAGCUGGCUGCUGUGA